AUGGAAUCUCCCAACAUUUUCACCGCUGGCCUCCGGUUUCUUCACCACAUCCUUCUCGCUGCUCUCGGGCGUUACUUUUUGGUAGCGACCCAGCCCGUUCGUUCUACCAAAGAUUUGAAGCAGGAGGUAUCUGAAAAGAUAUCCGACUCUCUUAUCUCUGAUCACUGUUUCGGUCCAAGGGUCGAUGCGAGAUUCAACUGUGUUCAUCAUGUCUUCGAGUCUACUGCCUUGUCUAACAGUGACCAAGUCGCUGUGGUGGACCAUCUCGGAAAUUCCAUGUCGUACAGCCAACUCGAUCACCUCUCUUUACGUCUUGCUUCAUAUCUGACGUCUCGCGGGGUCCGCCCGGGGUCUUUUGUCGGUCUCGUUGUACAACGAUCAAUUCCCCAGGUGGUCGCUAUCCUUGGCGUUCUUCGCGCUGGUGCAGCGUAUAUUCCUUUGGAUGGUGACAUCAUACGGGACGACACGCUUCAAGGGAUCAUGGCAGAUGCUGGUCCUUCAUACGUUCUCGUCUCUAAAGGAUGUAUCUCUCGUGCGGAUCUUCUGAGUCAUCCAUAUGGGUGCUUGGAAGAUGUUCUCGAUUCCAUGAAAGACUCCGACACCGACUUUAUCCAAGAUCAAUCUAAGGGCUCCGACACCGCGUAUAUUAUCUUCACGUCUGGUACUACCGGCAAACCCAAAGGUGUCAUGGUCAGCCACUCCAAUGUCGUCAACCUUCUUUCUAAUGCACCGAGAAAUCUUCAUAUUGAACCGGGAGUCAAGGUCGCCCAACUCUUGAAUAUUGGCUUCGACAUGUGCGCGUGGGAAAUUCUCGGCUGCUUAAUGAAUGGGGGAACUCUGUAUUUGCGUGGACCCCGCCGUGCAGAUUGGAUAAAAGUCUUGAAAACGGUGGAUGUCGUCGUCGCUACCCCAACUAUUCUACUCCCACAUGACCCUAAGGAUUUCCCCAAUGUCCGCGUGGUCGCUACGGCAGGGGAGCCUUGCCCGCAGUCAUUGGCCGACAAGUGGGCCUCGCAAGCGACGUUCUACAAUUCAUGUGGUCCGACAGAGAUCACUAUUGUUAACACGAUGCACAAGCACGUUCCCAAUACUCCUCUUUCCAUCGGAAGACUGACUGCAAACAACACAGUCUAUAUUUUGGACGAAUACUUGCAGUCCGUACCCUUUGGGACUCCUGGAGUUAUGUGGGCCGGAGGAAAAGGUGUCUCUAAAGGAUAUCUUGGACUGGAUGAUCUGACUGCAAAGAGAUUUCUACCGGAUCCUUACCUCAACGAUGGCAGUCUUUCCAGUCGAAUGUAUAACACUGGAGAUAUCGGUAAGUGGAGAGAAGAUGGUUCGCUGGAUCAUCUAGGACGUGCCGACGACCAAGUCAAGAUUAAAGGUUUUCGCGUUGAACUUGACGGCGUUAGCGCAGCAAUGCAGUCUUGUCCUGGAGUCACGGGAGCAUGCGCACUGCUGGUAGAGGACGAACUUGUCGGAUUCUACACACCUUCCGAACUCGCAAUGGACGGUGUACGAGACGCCGUCACUCGAAUUCUUCCAUGGUAUUCUGUGCCUACGAAGUUUAUAUCGAUUCCGUCCCUGCCUUUGACCAAAAGCGGGAAAACAGACAAAGGAGAGCUUAGGAGCAUUGCUAUCCAGCAAAUCUUCGGUUGA
Messenger RNA from Desarmillaria tabescens, 1656 nucleotides. RefSeq names its product AMP-binding protein. Gene Ontology annotation, cellular component: cytoplasm. The transcript is spliced from 7 exons. The record is from RefSeq and is a predicted model, not a curated record. Gene Ontology annotation, molecular function: phosphopantetheine binding. Bases 1 to 1656 code for a protein of 551 amino acids. Gene Ontology annotation, biological process: secondary metabolite biosynthetic process; amino acid activation for nonribosomal peptide biosynthetic process. NCBI's taxonomy places the organism in Eukaryota, Fungi, Basidiomycota, Agaricomycetes, Agaricales, Physalacriaceae.